UCCUGCGAAACGCCCUCCAGCCGGGGUACCGGGAUGCUCUGCCAGGCCAUGGGUGCUCGUGGCCUGUCCCCAUCGAGUCCUGGGAACCCCGGUCUGACACGUCCCACAGCGCACCUUCCGCCCGGAAACGCGACCCGGAGAGAAAAGGUCCGCGGGGCCAGUAGAGCCGCUGGCUGGUCGGAGAUCGGGGCCGGGGCCAAAGGGCGUCAGCGUGAGCUGCGUGCGGGAGAGCGGGAAUGAGGCUGCCUCGCCAGAGGUGGCAGCAGCAGGCCGGGUUCACUCUCCGGUCUCUUUCUCCGGACGCGGCCGAGCUGGUUUCCCACCGACUUGCAUUCGACUCAGCACAGACAGGCACUGGGGUGAAAAGUCAUAAAGAUGGCGCUGGCCGUUCGUCUUUUGCCUCGCUUGCUGCUCGCUCCGCCGCUGCCCGGCGGGGCAGGCCGACCCCGGACUCCCCGUGGAGCCGAGGCGAGACCGUCGUUGGCUGCGCUUUGCCGCUUCUGCCGCCGCCGCCUCGGCUCCGGACCCGCCCCGCUGCCUCGAGUCACUUGGGCCUCGGCGCUGCUCGCUCGGGGCCCGCAGCGGCCCCUGCUCGGCCCUCCGGGGCCAGCCGCAGCCCUCUCCGCUGUGCCCGCCUGCCCCCGGCGCAGCUACAGCGCCGACGAGCAGCCCCCGCCGCGCCAGAAAACCAAGAUGAUCAUUCUGGGAUUCUCCAACCCCAUCAACUGGGUUCGGACUCGAAUUUACGCCUUCCUUAUCUGGGCCUAUUUCGACCAAGAGUUCAGCAUCGCAGAAUUCUCUGAGGGAGCGAAGCAGGCUUUUGCUUAUGUGUCCAAGUUGCUGUCACAAUGUAAAUUUGAUCUAUUGGAAGAACUUGUGGCCAAAGAGGUGCUACAUGUAUUGAAGGAAAAGGUUACUUCAUUACCUGAUAACCAUAAAAAUGCUCUUGCCGCUGACGUAGAUGAUAUUGUAUACACAUCAACAGGAGACAUCUCCAUUUACUAUGAUGAGAAAGAAAAUGGAAGGUAGUAUGAAGGAAGUAUGAAGGUAUGAAAACUAAAGGGAGCUUUAGGAAGAAAAGCAUUGAAAUUUGCCAAGUUAUUUAAGAAGAGAGAAAGUCCUAAAGGCAUACUGGACAUGAAACAGAAGUGUUGAGAGAUUAGAAAGAGGUAAUGCUGCUGAAUGUAACUAGAGGGUGUUUAGCUGCCUGUCGCUGCAUCGUAAACUGCUCCUGAACUCAGUAACUUCGAGCAGCCACUUAUUUUGUCUGCUGCUUUACUGCUCAGGAAUUUUGGAAAGGCACAGCUGUGGGGUUUUUAUUGCUUCACCUGC
Suricata suricatta (meerkat) is the source of this 1332-nucleotide messenger RNA. It is a transcript of the gene MAIP1, whose product is annotated as matrix AAA peptidase interacting protein 1. Gene Ontology annotation, molecular function: ribosome binding. Gene Ontology annotation, cellular component: mitochondrial inner membrane. Gene Ontology annotation, biological process: protein insertion into mitochondrial inner membrane from matrix; inner mitochondrial membrane organization. The coding region runs from base 376 to 1029 and encodes 217 amino acids. Lineage: Eukaryota; Metazoa; Chordata; Mammalia; Carnivora; Herpestidae. The transcript is spliced from 4 exons. The record is from RefSeq and is a predicted model, not a curated record.